AUGCGCAGCACUGCACAACUUUAUCCUCCGCGCUAUGACGACGCGGACGAGAUCCGUGACCGGCUACAUGACUCUCUCGUUGCCUUCCUCGAGGCAGCCGAGAUCCCAAAAGAGAUGUGGACCUUUUACUUUUGGGUUUCCGGCAUCGCCGAGCCGUCGGAAAUGUUCCAAGAUGGGGUCAGCAAUGGCGAGGCUGACCGCUUUGUCGUGCUGUAUACGACAAACAUUGGCCUUGCUGGGCAUUCGACCGGACUCGUGUAUGAUCAGCGCACCCACCGUGCCACAAUGGCGCUUGGAAUAGAAGAUCUCGACUUUUCACAGCCACCCGAGCAGCAUAGCGACCUUUGGCACCCGCUGGAGACGGUGCUCACCCAGUGGAUUGAGAUGAUCCGCAUCGGAAAGAUCACGGCAUCCCCAGAGGACGAAGGCGAUGGCGACGAUAGCGACGAGCGUGUUGGGAGUGAAGAGGGUGAUGCGGCCGGCAAUAGAAUAGAAAAGGCCACAAACGAAAAGUUGGGGCCUUGGACAUGGCACGCAUACAGCGCAACGCAGGUCGACAGCGCCGUUGCUGCAUCCAACAGGCUAGCCUCUGCCAUUGAGAGCCGCAUGCCCGAGGGCUCAUUGCUGCCGGAAAGCGCCAGUCCUCUGCUCCGCGACGCCGACUUGGAUGCUGCUGCCGUGCCAGCCAACUGCUUCAUACGAAGCUUCUUAACCCACAUACGUCCGCCUCGGUUCAGUACUAUUGCGCCCGGCCUACUUGUGCCGCACGAUGCGGCGCGCUUUGCUCGCCAGCAGAGAUUCACGCGCAUGGACUACGCCUCUGCAGACGACGGCCAGCACAUUAUACCGCCGGUACUGAUCUUUUCCGCCGAGGGCGACCGCACUGUCAACUUUGACUCGGACAGCCGAUACAUCUCGCACAAUCCCUUCUGUCGGGCUUUCGCUGAUGGUGUGCCGGCCGGAGACCAUUCCGUACCGGCAGGCCUCUACAGCGAGUCGGUGGAGCGCACUGCUGUCGACAAUGCCGAAGAAGGUUUCCGGCUGCUCCUGCCGUAUUGUCUUCGCGAAGCCGGCCAGGAGGACUCUGGGGCCAAGAAGAGUGAUGGUGGUUACGUCGAAAAGAAGAGUGUCGCCGACUUGUUUCAGCAUGGUUUCAAACCGUUUGGGGGUGAAUGGUGGAGGGCGCAGCGGCUGGAGAGGCUCUUUGAUCGCUGGCGAGAGUUGGUCGAGAGUCGCGUCUGGGCCGUUUGCGAGACAGGGGUCCAGGGAUCGAUUGAUAUAUUCAAGGACGCCGACACCACGAGAACCCGAGACUACUGGAUUGCACCCAGUUGGUGA
This is a messenger RNA of Grosmannia clavigera kw1407, 1338 nucleotides long. RefSeq lists its product as uncharacterized. The transcript has 2 exons. Lineage: Eukaryota; Fungi; Ascomycota; Sordariomycetes; Ophiostomatales; Ophiostomataceae. Bases 1 to 1338 code for a protein of 445 amino acids. The record is from RefSeq and is a predicted model, not a curated record.